Messenger RNA from Cucumis melo (muskmelon), 1180 nucleotides. Its product is annotated as ethylene-responsive transcription factor ESR2. The record is from RefSeq and is a predicted model, not a curated record. Gene Ontology annotation, molecular function: DNA binding; DNA-binding transcription factor activity. Lineage: Eukaryota; Viridiplantae; Streptophyta; Magnoliopsida; Cucurbitales; Cucurbitaceae. The transcript has a single exon. Gene Ontology annotation, biological process: regulation of DNA-templated transcription. The coding region runs from base 64 to 1155 and encodes 363 amino acids.
CCAAUCCCUCAAAUUCAACUUAUACCAUUACAAACCUAACACAUCCCAACCUUUUUUAUAAAUAUGGAAGCCGACUCCUUCAGGCGUGUACCCAUUGACAAUAAUAAUACUUCUAGUAACCCCUUCCUCGACUACCAAAUGAAGUGCAAUGCCACCACUCCCACCACUCCCACCGCCACAACAACGACAACCACCACCACCACCACCACCACCAGUAGUAGUCUCAAGCGAACCCUCCGAGAUCACAACUCCUCCAGUGGCACAAUGAGAUACCGUGGAGUCCGUCGCAGGCCUUGGGGCCGUUACGCAGCCGAGAUUCGAGACCCUCAAUCCAAAGAAAGAAGAUGGCUUGGAACUUUCGACACUGCUGAAGAAGCUGCACGUGCCUACGACUGCGCUGCACGCUCCAUGCGUGGCCUGAAAGCUCGCACCAAUUUCGUUUACCCUUCAUCUCCACCCGCCCCUCAUUCCCUCUCCUCCGACGAUUACUUAAUCCCUCGCUUCAAUUUCCCUCCUAAACACUCUCUCCCUCGCCUUAACUCCUCUAACUGGCCCAUUUUUUCAACUCCAAAUCGUGGGCCUGACUUCCUAUGGUCCGGUCAUGCACAGCGGAUCAACACCGCUUCUCCCACUCUCGACAUGCUUCUCCUUCGUGAUUUCCUCAAUUUCCCUUCUUCCAAUUAUAACCAUUCCUCCAAACCCUCUUAUCCUAUUAAUACCACCACCACUACUACUAAUAAUAAUAAUAAUAAUAGUAGCACUACCAAAAUAACUCCUCCUCCUCCUCCUCCUCCUCCUCCUGAAAAUUACUCCUCUGAAUUUCUCCCCAAGGACUCCCCUGAUUCCGGUUUAUUGGAAGAGGUAAUUCACGGCUUCUUUCCCAAAUCACAUGAUUCCAACAAUAUCAACAACUCUGACGAUUAUUUCAACAAUAACGACGAAAACAAGAACGCCAAUCUCAGUGGUCAUAAUUUGGACUUAUUGGAUUACCAAUUGGCCGACGAAAACUUCAACAACAACAACACCGCCUUGAUUAAUCAAGAUGCUCCCGAUCACGGCCGUCUGUUUGGCGACGCUCACAACUUGAUUCUGGAUGAUAUUUUCCAAUGUCCAGAGCUUUUAAACCCUUUUCCUUCUAAACUCCAAAACGCUUAACCUCACAUCAAUCAUCACCUAUUUC